AUGAUCAAAGAACGUGAAAGCGGUAUACAAAUGCUCUCAGUCCAGCCAGACACCAAGCCGAAAGGUUGUGCUGGCUGCAACCGUAAGAUCAAAGACCGGUAUCUUCUAAAGGCCCUGGACAAGUACUGGCAUGAGGACUGCCUGAAGUGUGCCUGCUGUGACUGCCGGUUGGGAGAGGUGGGCUCGACCUUGUACACCAAAGCCAACCUUAUCCUGUGUCGCAGAGACUACCUGAGGUUAUUUGGCGUUACGGGAAACUGUGCUGCCUGCAGCAAACUCAUCCCUGCUUUUGAGAUGGUGAUGAGAGCCAAGGAAAAUGUUUACCACCUGGACUGCUUUGCAUGUCAGCUUUGUAAUCAGAGAUUUUGUGUGGGAGACAAAUUUUUCCUAAAGAACAACAUGAUUCUCUGCCAGACAGACUAUGAGGAGGGUUUAAUGAAAGAAGGUUACGCACCCCAAGUUCGCUGAUCUGAUUCCUCGUCACAAAGAAUAUUGAAGCACUACUUCUCUUUUUUUUGUUUCCUUUUUUGCUCAACAUGUAUAAGAAACAAUGGCGGAACCUACUGAAUAGCGUAGAUAUAGGGAGACAAGAUGGUCAUGUGGAAUAAGAGGCGGACUGCAAAUGUAUGUCGUGGAAAUUGCACCAGUUCACAGUUGAAUGUUUAU
Messenger RNA from Gekko japonicus, 666 nucleotides. RefSeq names its product LIM domain only 3 (gene LMO3). Gene Ontology annotation, biological process: positive regulation of transcription by RNA polymerase II. NCBI's taxonomy places the organism in Eukaryota, Metazoa, Chordata, Lepidosauria, Squamata, Gekkonidae. The transcript has 4 exons. The record is from RefSeq and is a predicted model, not a curated record. Gene Ontology annotation, molecular function: DNA-binding transcription factor binding; transcription coactivator activity. The coding region runs from base 1 to 468 and encodes 155 amino acids. Gene Ontology annotation, cellular component: nucleus.